AUGGUUGACCUGCGUCUCCACGUCGUCGCCACCGUCCUGGGCAUGGCCCUGGCGGCAGCUGCCGGCAAACAGUUCGAGUUCCAGGAGGCCACCGUGGACGCCCUCCACCAGGGCUUCAAGAACGGCAGCCUCACAUCGACGGCGCUCGUCCGGUUCUACCUGGACCAGAUCGCCCGCCUCAACCCGCUGCUGCACGCCGUCAUCGAGGUGAACCCGGACGCGCUCGCGCAGGCGGCGCGCGCCGACGCCGAGCGCUCGGCCUCCCGCGGCCGCUGCGCCGUCGGCCUGCACGGCAUCCCCGUCCUGCUCAAGGACAACAUCGCCACGCGCGACCGGCUCAACACCACGGCCGGCUCCCUCGCGCUGCUCGGCUCCGUCGUCAGGCGCGACGCGGGCGUGGUGACCCGCCUCCGGCGCGCCGGCGCCGUCAUCCUCGGCAAGGCCAACCCCUCCGAGUGGUCCAACUUCCGCCCCGUCGACAACGGCUGGAGCGCCCGCGGCGGCCAGACGCGGAAUCCAUACGUCCUGUCCGCGACGCCGUGCGGGUCGAGCGCUGGGCCUGGCGUUGCCGCGGCAGCCAACAUGGCAGCGGUGACACUGGGGUCCGAGACCGACGGCUCCAUCCUCUGCCCAUCGUCGCUCAACUCUGUGGUUGGCAUCAAACCGAGUGUUGGGUUGACUAGCCGGUCCGGUGUCAUCCCCAUUACGCCUCUUCAAGACACGAUUGGACCAAUGUGUCGCACAGUAUCUGAUGCCGUCUAUGUGUUGGACGUCAUUGUCGGCUAUGACGAGCUUGAUGCUGAAGCCACCGGAGCAGCUUCCCAGUACAUCCCGCAUGAGGGAUACACUCAGUUCCUGAGCAUCCAUGGAUUGAAGGGCAAGAGGAUCGGUGUCCUCGAUGUGUUUUUUCAAGGAUACGAUGACAUCCAAUUGGCGGUUUAUGAGAAGCAUCUCGAUACAAUGAGGCAACAAGGCGCUGUCGUGGUCAAGGAUCUUGACAUUGCAACAAAUUUCACUGAUCUGGAUGACCAAGAGACUCUGCUGAUGAAUUCAGAGUUCAAGUUAAGCAUCAAUGCUUAUUUGUCAGACCUACUGUACUCUCCGGUUCGCUCCCUUGCACAGGUCAUAGCAUUCAACGAAGCGCAUCCUGUAGAGGAGAGACUCAAAGAUUUUGGGCAGCCAGACCUGAUUGCCGCGGAGAAAACCAAUGGCAUUGGCACCAGGGAGAGAGCUGCCAUCCAGCGGCUCAAGGAGAUAUCCACCAAUGGGUUGGAAAAGCUGAUGAAGGAACACCAGCUGGAUGCAAUCGUGGCGCCCAACAGCGACGCCUCCUCUGUUCUCGCCGUCGGGGGCUAUCCGGGCAUCGCCGUGCCGGCGGGGUACGACGGGCAGGGAGUCCCCUUUGCGAUAUGCUUUGGUGGGCUCAAGGGCUACGAGCCAAGGUUGAUUGAGAUCGCUUAUGCGUUCGAGCAAGCUACAAAAGUCAGAAGACCGCCUAGUUUCAAGAGGUAG
Molecule: messenger RNA, 1512 nt
Organism: Miscanthus lutarioriparius
Lineage: Eukaryota; Viridiplantae; Streptophyta; Magnoliopsida; Poales; Poaceae
Source: the annotation of a GenBank genome assembly